AUCAAAAUGUCGGACAAAAGUGAUUUAAAAGCAGAACUUGAGCGCAAAAAGCAGCGCUUGGCUCAGAUAAGAGAAGAAAAGAAACGGAAGGAAGAAGAAAGGAAGAAGAAAGAGGCUGAUCUACAGCAAAAGAAGGAGCCAGCUCAAGAAGAUUCUGACCUAGACCGCAAAAGAAGAGAGACAGAAGCUUUGUUGCAGAGCAUUGGCAUAUCCCCAGAACCACCUCUAGUCCCAACCCCUAUGUCUCCCUCUUCGAAAUCAGUGAGCACACCCAGUGAUGCAGGCAGCCAGGACUCUGGAGAUCUGGGACCCAUAGGAAGGAAUUCAGUGCUAAUCCCAGGGCCUUGUUUGCCGUUCAUGGCUUUGCUUGCCAUUCUCUCUGAUAUUCAGAGUGCUGUGUUUUUGCAUCAGAUUGGCCACGAGUACUUACCUGGCAUGACUGACUUGUGGUAA
This is a messenger RNA of Meleagris gallopavo (turkey), 453 nucleotides long. NCBI's taxonomy places the organism in Eukaryota, Metazoa, Chordata, Aves, Galliformes, Phasianidae. The record is from RefSeq and is a predicted model, not a curated record.